GGAAGUAACACACUGUCUAGAGUAUAACCCUCAAAGAUUGACUCUUUUCUGUGUUCAUAACAGAGAGACUUUCUUCAUCGUCGUCUUCAUACAAACACUUGUUCCGAUCCAGAUUUCACAGGACUCUCUCUCUCUCCCUCACUUUUCACCCCGGAGAAAAAGUCACUGUAAAAAUGAUGGGCGGUGGUGGUAACGGCGGAGACGCAGAACGGUGGUUAGCUACGGCGGAGAAGCUACUUUUAACCGGAGACCUAAACGGUUCAAAGACCUACGCCAUCCGCGCAUGCGAAGCCGAUCACUCCCUCGUAGACCACGCCGAGCUAAUCCUCGCCGUCGCCGAUACUCUAAUCGCCGGAGAAUCUCGAAUCCGUGGAAGCACCGCCGAUCUCCCCGACUGGUACGCCGUUCUCCGCCUCGUCCGUCUCACUCACAACCCCGAGCUCGUCGCCACUCAGUACAGCAGGCUCGCCGUAUUGCUCAACCCGAGCCGGAAUCGGUUUCCCUACUCUGACCAAGCCUUCAGGCUCAUCUCCGACGCCUGGUACGUCCUCUCCGAUCCUUCUAGAAAGGCAUUGUACGAUAGGGAGCUGCAUCUGAGUCAGUUUGGGCAACUCGGUCAAUUAGGGUUUCAGCUUUUCAAUCAGCCGCCGCCACAGUCUCCGUCUCCUCAGCAUCAGCAAGAGUCUCCUCAGCAUCAUCAACAGAGCCAGCAAUUACCGUUUCAGCUUCAUCAACAGACUCAGCAACAUCCACAUUUUGCUCAGCCUCCGCAACAAAAAUCGCAAUUUGAUCAGCAAUUGAUGCAAUCACAGGAGCAACAACAAGUUUCUUGGCGUCAACAGUUUGGUCAAGAGCAGCAGAGUGGCUCUAGUACCAGUGGUAGAGAUUGGAAACUUCCUGUGGAGGAAGAGAGAUUGAUAAAUCUGAACAAUGCAACGGAAAGAGUACAGCCUAGUCGUCGUUUUCAUGAGCCAGAUCGGUCGUCUAGUGGUAGAUCAUCGUUUGAGGCAUCAUCUCACAGGACUCCUUCAACUGAUCUGACAUGGCCGUCUAAGCCUACUCAAACCUCUGAGCAUGUACCUUGGCAAUCUUCCGAGCCGGCUAGGCAGUUUCAGCAAUCUAGGUCCAUGGAAGCUGCUCAACUCUCGCUGCUACCUUCGGUUUCUGACCAACCUUCUUUGUCUCAGCAAAGUCGCUCCACUCAGUCACAUGCAGUCUCUAAACCACAGCCCCUCUCUAAGCCAUUCUCGGUGUCUCAGCCAACACCGACUGCUAAGCCAUUCCCGGUAUCUCAGCCACCACCGGCCUCUUCUAAGCCAUUGCCAGUGUUUCAGCCACCUAAAAACUCUAAGCCAUUCCCGGUGUCUCAACCAUCAUCGACAUCUAAACCAUUCCUGGUAUCUCAGACACCACCGGCUUCUAAGCCAUUGCCGGUAUCUCAGCCACCUAUAACCUCUAAGCCAUUGCCGGUAUCUCAGCCACCUAUAACCUCUAAGCCAUUCCCGGUAUCUCAUCAACCUAUAACCUCUAAGCCAUUGCCGGUGUCUCAGCCACCACCGGCCUCUAACCCAUUUCCGGUAUCUCAGCCAUCUAUAGCCUCUAAGCCAUUGCCUGUGUCUCAGCCACCUAUAACCUCUAAGCCAUUGCCGGUGUCUCAGCCACCACCGACAUCUAAGCCAUUGUCAGUAUCUCAGCCACCCACAACUUCUAAGCCAUUGCCGAUAUCUCAGCCGCCACCGACAACUUCUAACCCAUUUCCGGUGUCUCAGCCACCACAACAGGCAUUUCAAUCAACCGCUCCAUCUCAGCCACCUGAAGCUUCUAGUUCUCACUCUUCAAUGCCUCCUGUCUUCAGUUCAACUCAACCAUUCCAGCCACCUCCGGUCUCUACUACUACUUCCUCUCAGGUGCCUGUGGUCUCUACUAAUCCAUCUCCGCCUCCGCCAGUGUCGCAGCCAAGUUGGGUCCCUGACCAAACUCCAGCUACUGAACAGAGUCCAGAGAAUGGAACUGCAAGAUCUGAUUCUGACCCAAAGGUUCCGAGUUUCUGGACGACUUGUCCAUACUGCUUCGUGCUAUACGAAUAUCCCAACCAUUACGAGGAGAGCGUGCUCCAAUGCCAAACUAAGAGCUGCAGGAGAGCUUUCCAGGUGGUGAAGGUUCCUUCGCCACCUCAAAUUGCUGAAGAAGAUAGUUACUAUUGCUGUUGGGGUUUCUAUCCAAUCGGAUUCGCUGAGAUUACUAAAUCCCCAGUUAAUGAUUUACCCAAAUCAGCACCAAGAGCAUUCCCAGAGGUGACUAAGAUUCCAUUCACCUAUAUACCCAAUUCAGCACCCAGAAAACCAUCUCCAAAGGUACAUUUUUAUGACGACGAGGAAGAUGAUGAUGAUGAUGAUGAUGAUAAUUCAUACAUAGAUUCUGAUAGUAGUGAAGACGAGGAUGAUGGAGACGAUGACUGGCUGAUGAAUGGAACAAAAAAGAGAAAGAAUGUGAAGCAAAGUAAGCAGAAAGCACCGACAAAACCGAAACUUGGAAGACCUCGAAAAGUAAUCGAGGUUGAUUGAGUAAAAUCCGGUAGGAAACAGAAGAGGAUGAAAAAGUAUGGCUUUUCCCUCUCGGUUUCUUCAUUUCUGGCUCUGUUGUUGUAGUUUUAGUUGUAGUAGUGUUCGUUAGUGUAAGUUUAGUUUUUUCCAAAUGUUCUCUAGGUAGCGGUUGGAUCGGUCUAAGAGAUUUGGGGCUAAGUGUAAAAGCAAUGGUGGUAGUUUUUAAUGAUUUUUGGGUGAUUCUCUUUUGGAUUAAUGUAUUGGUGGAUUACUCAAGUAUCCCGCAAACCAAUGUUUAUUAAUAGUUUGACACACUUUGAUUGUUUAUGCUAAAUUAAUCUUGUAUACCGA
Eutrema salsugineum is the source of this 2894-nucleotide messenger RNA. Its product is annotated as cell surface glycoprotein 1. The coding region runs from base 174 to 2564 and encodes 796 amino acids. The transcript has 2 exons. NCBI's taxonomy places the organism in Eukaryota, Viridiplantae, Streptophyta, Magnoliopsida, Brassicales, Brassicaceae. The record is from RefSeq and is a predicted model, not a curated record.